UUUGGACAGCUACUAAAUAAUAGCCUGGACUAUAAUAGGGCGCGUACAUUUGGUGCGGCUGAAAGUCACUCGUGGACUGCAGAGCAAGAACCACUCCACCAGCUAUGAAGGUCCGCUCGUCCGUGAAGCGCAUGUGCGAUGGCUGCAAGGUCGUCCGCCGACGAAGGAAAGUGUACGUGAUCUGUGACCGCAGCCCCAAGCACAAGCAGCGCCAGGGCUUCCACACUAGCGCGCUGUCUGCCGCGCCGCAGGAGACUGUUGUUACCGCUGCCGCCUCGCCCAACGCCAGCUUCCAGGCUACGCUCAAGCAGCUGCAGUUCCCUGGCCUCGCUCCCUUCAAGGCCUUUCGCAACGCUGCUAUCCAGAUCCCCAAGCUCUGCUAGACGACGGAAGCAUUGAAUGUGGCGGGCGGAUAUAGCAUAGGAAAGAGAGGCGUUGCUGUUGGCCCGUUGCUCGCAACUUAAGGCAUAACUCAAGAUAAUCACAUUGCGCUGUGUCAGUUUAUAGUUGCUGCGCUACAUACAUGCAAGC
This is a messenger RNA of Phytophthora nicotianae INRA-310, 531 nucleotides long. RefSeq names its product ribosomal protein L36. The coding region runs from base 105 to 383 and encodes 92 amino acids. The transcript has a single exon. Gene Ontology annotation, molecular function: structural constituent of ribosome. Lineage: Eukaryota; Oomycota; Peronosporomycetes; Peronosporales; Peronosporaceae. The record is from RefSeq and is a predicted model, not a curated record. Gene Ontology annotation, cellular component: ribosome. Gene Ontology annotation, biological process: translation.